GACAGACCGAACAUAUAAGAAGGAAACCAGAGAUCUGGUGCUAUUACGUCCCCGAGUCUAAGGGAACAAAUAAGCACAGAAUUAAAAGCAUUCUUCAGCCUGAAAUUUUAAGGGGUGCACUUAGGAACUAGGCAAGCUGAUUUAUGAUAACUAAGUUUUAAACUCCAAGAACCAAAGGUGGUAAAAAUUAGAAGCUGCUGACAUUUCAAUAUGAAAGGCAACUUCACCCUUGCCGUCAUCAACAAAAACAUCAAUAGCAGUCUUCCCUUUGGACUUGUGAACAUCUCUGGCAAUGAGUCAACCUUUAACUGCUCACAUAAGCCAUCAGAUAAGCAUUUAGAUGCAAUUCCUGUUCUCUACUACAUUAUUUUUGUGAUUGGAUUUCUUGUCAAUACUAUUGUGGUCACACUGUUUUGUUGUCAAAAGGGCCCUAAAAAGGUUUCCAGCAUUUACAUCUUCAACCUGGCUGUGGCUGACCUACUGCUUCUGGCUACUCUUCCUCUUUGGGCAACCUAUUACUCUUACAGAUAUGACUGGCUUUUUGGACCUGUGAUGUGCAAAGUUUUUGGUUCUUUCCUGACCCUGAACAUGUUUGCAAGCAUUUUUUUUAUCACCUGCAUGAGUGUUGAUAGGUACCAAUCUGUCAUUUAUCCCUUUCUGUCUCAAAGAAGAAAUCCCUGGCAAGCAUCUUAUAUAGUUCCCCUUGUUUGGUGUAUGGCCUGUUUGUCCUCAUUGCCAACAUUUUAUUUUCGAGAUGUCAGAACCAUUGAAUAUUUAGGAGUGAAUGCUUGCAUUAUGGCUUUCCCACCUGAGAAAUAUGCCCAAUGGUCAGCUGGGAUUGCCUUAAUGAAAAAUAUCCUUGGUUUUGUUAUCCCUUUAAUAUUCAUAGCAACAUGCUAUUUUGGAAUCAGAAAACACUUACUGAAGACCAAUAGCUAUGGGAAGAACAGAAUAACUCGUGACCAAGUCCUGAAGAUGGCAGCUGCUGUUGUUCUGGCGUUCAUUAUCUGUUGGCUUCCCUUCCAUGUUCUGACUUUCCUGGAUGCUCUGGCCUGGAUGGGUGUCAUUAAUAGCUGUGAAGUUAUAGCAGUCAUUGACCUGGCACUUCCUUUUGCCAUCCUCCUGGGAUUCACUAACAGCUGCGUUAAUCCCUUUUUGUAUUGUUUUGUUGGAAACCGGUUCCAACAGAAGCUCCGCCGUGUGUUUAGGGUUCCAAUUACUUGGCUCCAAGGCAAGAGAGAGAGUGUGUCAUGCCACAAAAGCAGUUCCCUUAGAGAAAUGGAGACCUUUGUGUCUUAAACACGAGAAUGGAAUGCAUGUUAUCAUCAUGGCUACUUGGUUUGAGGUCCCCUUGAAUUAUCUUUUAAUGGCUUUAGCAAAAUACGUUUUUUUCCCCCCUUAAUGUAAUCUUUUCUCACUGGUCUCGAAUAGGAAAACAAAGGUAACUAUAAGUUUUAUUCUCCAGUGACUGUCAGGAAUUACCCCCCACCCCCUUUAUUUCUGGUCUGUCAAUACAAGACUGUCCUUGGGCAGA
Molecule: messenger RNA, 1534 nt
Organism: Molossus molossus (Pallas's mastiff bat)
Lineage: Eukaryota; Metazoa; Chordata; Mammalia; Chiroptera; Molossidae
Gene: AGTR2
Product: angiotensin II receptor type 2
Exons: 3
Coding region: 211-1299 (362 amino acids)
Biological process (GO): immune response; G protein-coupled receptor signaling pathway; blood vessel diameter maintenance
Cellular component (GO): membrane
Molecular function (GO): angiotensin type II receptor activity
Source: RefSeq, a predicted model, not a curated record